Molecule: messenger RNA, 1188 nt
Organism: Vigna unguiculata (cowpea)
Lineage: Eukaryota; Viridiplantae; Streptophyta; Magnoliopsida; Fabales; Fabaceae
Product: UDP-N-acetylglucosamine transferase subunit ALG14-like
Biological process (GO): dolichol-linked oligosaccharide biosynthetic process
Cellular component (GO): UDP-N-acetylglucosamine transferase complex
Molecular function (GO): N-acetylglucosaminyldiphosphodolichol N-acetylglucosaminyltransferase activity
Source: RefSeq, a predicted model, not a curated record
UAAGCAUAAACUUGACACCUUGUCGUCUCCACUGACAAACGACGAGGCUGUGGAGUCUUCGACGAGCUUGGCAAAACCCUAGACACGAAAAUCAGGUUCCGGUCAUUCUUUUCAUCUGUCAAUUCUCUCAUCUUAUUUCUUCAAUUGUCAAUUUCUUAGGAGAAUCGCCGAAGAGAGCUUGCGCAUUUUUUGUUUUUGUCUUGCAAUUGUUGUUCGUCACCAGAUAACCCGUGCUUCCGUUUCUCGCUGGGUUUGGUAUUUUACUUGAAGAUGUGAGCAUAGCUCUGACUGUAACCUUGAAGCUACCUCUGAUGGGCAAAUGCAAUGGCUGCAGCUUCUCUAUUGUGUCUUCAUUUGGCGUCUUUUUGAGUGCAAUUUUUGUUGUCUCCUUGAUUUUGGUCCGUCUCCUGUAUGUUAUAUAUCACAGUCGCAGGCCUUUGACCAAAAGGGGUUUAAAACCCGUCAGUACCCUUAUUAUUUUAGGAUCAGGUGGUCAUACUGCUGAGAUGAUUAAUCUAUUGGCAGUGUUGCAGAAAGAUAGGUUUUAUCCAAGAUUCUACAUAGCUGCUGCUACUGAUAUUAUGAGUCUUCAAAAAGCUCAAAUGUUGGAAAACUCCCUGACUUCUGAGAAUGCCUCAGGGGUCACCGAUACUGCACAGUUCAUGAAGAUAUACCGGAGUAGGGAAGUUGGUCAAUCGUAUAUAACCUCUGUUUGGACUACAUUAGUUGCACUGGUGCAUGCGUUAUGGCUAAUGGUUAAAAUUAGACCUGAAGUGAUACUUUGCAAUGGACCUGGAACUUGCAUUCCCCUCUGUGCAAUUGCAUUCAUAUUUAAGGUACUGGGAAUCAGAUGGUCAUCGAUUUUCUAUGUUGAGAGUAUUGCAAGAGUGAGAAGGCUCUCCUUGAGUGCCUUGCUCCUGUACAAGUUGCGGAUGGCUGAUCAACUUUUUGUCCAGUGGCCACAGCUGCAACGGCAAUAUCCUCGAGUAACCUAUGUUGGUAGACUCAUGUAACCAACUCUUUCCUUUCAUAGUCGUAUUGUUUAUAUACCAGUUCUCUCUGCAUUUGCCAAGUGUUUUUGUAGGUUAAAAUUCUUGCCAUUCUUUAUUUUUCAAAAGCAAAAAGGAAGAUAAGAAAAUUAAGAUUAUCCAAAGUGAUAUGGAAUACAUCUAAUUUCGGGGUGUGAAA